GCUUAGGCAUCACUAUUGAAAAUAAUCGUUUGUGAAAUUGCAAAUUGUGCAGUCCUUUGUUUAAAUAAAGGAGCAAAAUUUUGUAUUUUAAAUACAUUAAAUUAGUUGCUAGUUUCAAAUCGAAAAGUCUUUGAUACGAAAUUCGUAUUUGGUGCUUAGUGAAACUAAAAUUAAAGCUUCAGCACAAAUAUUCGAGUAUUCCCACGCAACUGAGACUCGCUCGAUCACGGCCAGUGCCAUUGCUAUUGCCAUUUCCGCAUCUAAUUGAUUUUCAUUGUCAUCCAGUUUUAAACCGAAAAAAUGGAUGACAAACACCGCAAAAUAAUAAAAGAUAACAUCACUAAACUUAUCCAACACACCGAUUUUAAACGCCUUCUCCAAGCAUGUAAGACAGAGGGCUUACUCUCAGCAGGAAUGGUUAAUAAUCUUCAUAUAGAUUCUAAAAAUAUGCUAGAAGUUGAUGGAACUCACACAUUAGAAGAAAUUAAACACCAAAAACUGUUUGAAAAAAUUACUCACAGAGGGCCAGAAGCAUUCGACAAAUUGAAAAAAAUUCUUACAUAUUUGGACUAUGUUGAGGCGCUUCAAAUUUUGGAAAGAGAGAAAGAAUUUCAACGUAUCAGAGAUAAUCGCCCAAAUUUCACCCAACACAGCUCUUACGUCCCCGAAAAGGAAAUUGACCCCGUACCAACGCCAGCCGUCGAUUUACCCGAUAGUCUUCAAUUAAGUGAGGAACAGAACUCUAUACUUAUUCCAAAUGAAUUCUUAGACUCAGUUGAACCAAAAGUGAAAUAUGAAGUGAAGAAAACUGUUCAAAUGAUUACAAAUGAUAAAAUUGGAACGUAUAGCAUGAAAUCAAAGGAUAACCGUGGAAUCUUAUUUUUAGUAAAUAACAUAAAAUUUGAUACGGAUUAUCGAAAUGGAGCUGAAAAUGACAGUGCUGCAUUAAUUUAUGUAUUUAGACAAUUGGGUUUUAAAAUAUUCAAUUUGAAAGAUGUCUCGCAAAAGUUGUUUUUCGAUUAUCUAGAAAAGCUACUUAAAUCUGAAUACACACGAAAGACUGAAUGCUUCAUAUUGGCAUUAAUGAGUCACGGCGAGCUGAAUACAAAAAAAGAAGAAGUCGUAGGAUUCAGUGAUGGCUCAACAGUAAAAGUGCAAUUAAUAAUCGACCAUUUUUCUAAUGUUAAAUGCCCUAAUUUACUAGAAAAACCAAAGGUACUUAUAUUCCCAUUUUGUCGUGGGCCCAUUGAAGAAAGAGGUAAUAUGACUAACACGGAGUCUGACACAAUGUCUUAUACCCAAGACAAAGACAAUAACACUGCUAUGAUGUAUAAAGAGUCCGAUUUACUUAUUUGCUUUGCUACUAAUAAGGGAUUUAAGUCAUUUAGGGAUCAGAAGAAUGGUUCUUGGUAUGUACAAGAACUUUGUAAGGUCAUCGCCGAACACGCUCAUGAUACUGAUUUUCAAGAUAUAAUUAAAAUAGUGCAACGAAAUGUGAGUAAAAUGUUUUCUGAAAACGGUGGUAUACAAAUGGGUAAUUCUCAUGACCUUGGAUUUAACUAUAAAUUAUUUCUUAAUCCUGGUUUUUCAGAGGAAUGAAAACAAAUUGUUUCCAUGCGCAUGCAUAUGUGCACUAUUUAUUGCAUUAUAAGCUAAUAAGUAAUUUUUAUAAUUGAAAUUUUUUAUACAACUAUAUAUGUAUUUUCUA
Messenger RNA from Ceratitis capitata (Mediterranean fruit fly), 1708 nucleotides. RefSeq names its product caspase Dronc (gene Dronc). The coding region runs from base 301 to 1599 and encodes 432 amino acids. Lineage: Eukaryota; Metazoa; Arthropoda; Insecta; Diptera; Tephritidae. Gene Ontology annotation, molecular function: cysteine-type endopeptidase activity. Gene Ontology annotation, biological process: proteolysis. The transcript has 2 exons. The record is from RefSeq and is a predicted model, not a curated record.